Molecule: messenger RNA, 1001 nt
Organism: Brachypodium distachyon (stiff brome)
Lineage: Eukaryota; Viridiplantae; Streptophyta; Magnoliopsida; Poales; Poaceae
Product: protein DMP3
Exons: 1
Coding region: 122-820 (232 amino acids)
Biological process (GO): endomembrane system organization
Source: RefSeq, a predicted model, not a curated record
AGAAAAAUCAACGCGCCAUCCUUGGAAGUGCAUGUUGGAACCAUUCGCCAAGGAUUCGCCUAUAUAAACAUGAACCACACGAUUGAAUUAUUCCUUGGACACACAACUAAUUAAGCACACAAUGGCGUCUCCUCCUCCUCCAUCUACCGUGAUCCAGAUGCCUCCAAGUCCUAACCCCAAUGGCGGCACGGCGCCCCCGGCCACGCUGAAGGUCGCCGAUGACCCCGUGGCAGCACCGGCAUCUGCCAGCAGGCCCACGGCAUCGGCGACCGACAAGGUCAUGUCAAGCGCGGCCAACUUAGCACAGCUCCUGCCAACGGGCACCGUGCUAGCGUACCAGGCACUGUCGCCGUCUUUCACCAACCAUGGCCAGUGCCAGACCUCCAACCAGUGGCUCACAGCCGCCCUGGUCACCGUCCUCGCCACGCUCUCCAUUUUAUUCUCCUUCACCGACAGCGUCCUCCUCGGCCGCGAUCGCAAACUAUACUACGGCGUGGCCACGCCACGCGGCUUCAACGUGUUCAACUUCUCUGGCGACGAGGAACAGCGGCUGUGGGCUGAGGAUGAGCUCCGGAAGCUUCGAAUCCGGCCUCUGGACUUCAUGCACGCCGCCUUCACUGCCGUGGUGUUCCUCACCGUGGCGUUCAGUGACGUGGGGCUGCAGAAUUGCUUCUUCCCCGACGCCGGCAAAAACGCCCAGGAGCUGCUCAAGAACCUGCCGCUGGGCAUGGCGUUCUUGUCCAGCUUUGUGUUCAUGAUAUUCCCGACGAAGCGUAAGGGCAUCGGAUACAACGACACCACACCUUACACCAAGGCAUGAGAAGCAUGCAUGCCUGAUUCAAGUUUAGAACUUUAGAUCAGAAAAGUGUUCAGAAAAGUGUGUUAUACGACUGUUGGUUGUGACUCGUGACUCGUGACUACUUGUACUAUCAAAUUAUUAAUUGCUAGUUUUCUUCACUCUUUUUUUAAUUUCUACAGAAGCUAUUUUUUUUGUCAAUCAA